AUGACCGCUGCGACAGACCCGAUUCAGGCCUUGGCUGCCUUCUUCAACCCCCAGAGUCGAGCACCAAACCCUGACGAUCUCAGCGCCCUAUACAUAUUUCUGAGCCAACACCCCCACGGGAGAAUCUUGCUUCAUCAUGUGUCCUCCCUGACUGACUUGUUACAUCUAUUCGCUGUCCACCGAGAGGAUGUGCGGAAUUUGCCCAAUGCUGAAAACUACGUACGCCUGCUGGUAGACUGGGCCAACGGCGGCCCCUCUGCCCCGAUCUCCGAGGCGCGUACGGGAAUAAUCGCCCUACCCUUGCUCCUUAUUCUUCAGCUGGGGGAGUACUUUCGCUACCUGGACUUCCAUGGUAUCUCUCACGCCGAUUUCAUUGCCCAAGUACAGAAAGCAGGAGGUAUUCAUGGCUGUUGUGGAGGAGAGCCGCCUGCUCUUUCCAUAGCUUGCGCGAAGGAUGAAGGGCAGAUCAUGGACAAUGCUGCAGUACUCCUGCGAGUUAUGAUGAGAAUGGGAGCGUACAUCGAGGCCUUGGAUGAUUGGACCACGAGCGAAUCCAACAUCUUGGCCGUUCGCCUCAAGUAUGAAGGCCAAGAGGAGGAGUCGACGAAAUUGUUUCCGCGUACAUAUGUUUCGGCCAUUACAGAGCCACGUUCGCUUAGUUUUGUAGGAAAUGCGAAGUCAAUAGCGGCCAUGUAUGAAUAUUGUCGUGAAAACGGUCUGCCAGCAGAUAAGAUGGAUGUCACUGGAAAGGCUCAUAAUCCAGAGAAUGAGCACGUAGUGCCAGAGUUCAUGGACAUUAUCAACCGAAAUCCAUCUAUGUUCCAGCUGCCCAAGGAAAGUCGGCUACAAGUCACCGUGCGAUCGAACAUAACCGGUAAGGCAUUGACUGAUGCCGAAAUUAUGGAGGAUAUGAUAACCAUGAUGCUGGCAUCCUGCUGCGACUGGCUUGAGUUGGUCACCCAAGUUGCCCUCGAUCUCAAAGCCUCAGAACGUCCAGCUCACCGACUGGUCAUUUUCGGGCUGAAUGACAGUGUGCCCUUGUCGCCGUUCAAUAAGCAACGUCUCAAAAGCUUCAAGUUCAAAGCAAACCAGCUGCUUGUCUCUGACCCUCAACCAAAUUCCCCGACAACAUCCCCCUCCAGUAUACCAGAGUUCCCUGACAGUACUAUUGCGGUUGUGGGACUUUCGUGUCGGUUCCCGGGUGCAAACAAUCUUGAAGAGCUCUGGGACUUGAUUGCUGGAGCCCGUGAUACUCACCAAGAAGUGCCAGUCGAGAGAAUCCACGUCGGCCGGAGUUACAGGACUUUACAGGAUGAACAUAUGGCGAAAAGAAAGUUCUUUGGAAAUUUCGUCGAUGACAUCAAACGUUUUGACAAUUCUUUCUUUGGCAUAAACGCCAGAGAAGCCGCCAGCCUGGACCCCCAGCAGAAAAUGCUUUUGGAACUGUCUUAUGAGGCUUUAGAAUCGAGUGGGUACUUGACCUCUCAUCAGCGGAGCGCGGAAGACUCAGUUGCCUGCUUCAUCGGAGGCAGUUUGAACGAAUAUCUGGAAAAUACCGCCUGUCAUGCCCCGUCAGCAUAUACAGCUACGGGUACCAUCCGCGCCUUCAUGUGUGGCCGACUCAGCUAUUACUAUGGCUGGUCUGGCCCCGCCGAGGUCCUUGAUACUGCAUGCUCCUCAUCCUUGGUAGCCAUUCAUCGAGCGUGUCGCGCUAUUCAGGCAGGAGAAUGUACCAUGGCAAUAGCCGGUGGAGUAAGCGCACUCACCACGGCAGGCAAUUUCUUUGACUUGGGGAAAGCGGGAUUCCUUAGUCAAACAGGCCAAUGUAAGCCUUUUGAUGCCGCAGCCGAUGGAUACUGUCGUUCUGAGGGCGCCGGUUUAGUCGUUUUGAAGAAGUUGUCUGAUGCAGUCAGUGCUGGGGACCACAUCUUUGGCGUUAUCCCUAGCAUUGCUACCAACCAAGGAGGAACUUCGACCACUCUCACGGUACCAUCACCAACAGCACUGAAGGCCCUAUAUAGAAGCCUUUUUGAGAAGUCGGGUCUCAAGCCCUCUCAAGUCUCCUACGUGGAAGCUCAUGGAACGGGAACUCAGGCAGGAGAUCCCAUCGAAAUGGAAAGCAUUCGGGCAGUACUGGGAGACUCGUCACGAGCAACACCGUUGUCUAUCGGCUCUAUCAAGGGCAACAUUGGGCACUGCGAGCCUGCUGCUGGUGCUGCUGGGCUUCUGAAGGUGUUGGCCAUGAUGAAAUUCGGCGGCAUCCCCCCUCAGGCAAAUCACAGUCGCCUGAACCCGGCAAUUCCAGCACUGGAGCCGGAUGGAAUGGAGAUCGCCCGAAAGCUCCGGGAUUGGAAUGUUCCUCAACGCGCUGCUCUGGUGAAUAGUUACGGUGCUGGAGGAUCGAACUGCGCGCUGUUGUGCUGUGAGCCAAUACCCCGGGAUGACGCAUUAAGACGCAGCCAUGUACUAUCGUCACCAGCAAGGAACCAGAAGAUCGCAUUCCCGAUCAUCUUGAGUGCAGCCUCGAGAACAAGCCUCACCGAGCAUGCUCGGGACCUGGCGACACAUCUGUCAAAACACGCAUCCAAGGUGGACGUGGCCGGGGUUGCAUUCACGUUGAAUGAGCGCAGGAAACGCCACCGUUUCUGCUUCAGUGCUACCGCGACCGAUGUGUCUGGAUUGGUUCGCACUCUAAACCAAGUCGAAGCGCCAAAUUUUGAAUACACACGACAGCAUAAUGCGGUGGUUAUGGUCUUGAGCGGGCAAUAUGAUAACAAGGUGGCAUUAGAUCGAAACUUCUACGAAGCCUACCCCGCCUUCAAGAGCUAUAUUGACGCCUGUGAUGAAUCAUUAAUUCAGCAAGGGUUUCCGAGUAUUGCCACAGCAAUUUUCCAGAAAACACCCAUUGGCAGUGCACUGAGCUUGCAAUGCAGUAUCUUUGCGGUGCAAUACGCUUGCGCUCGUUGCUGGAUCGAUGGCGGGCUCAAGCCUGAUGCCAUUAUUGGCCACAGUCUUGGCGAGAUAGUCGCCCUGGCGGUGUCUGAAGCUCUCUCCCUCCCUGACUGUCUGAAGUUGAUUGCAUAUCGAGCCCGACUCAUUGAUGCAAAAUGGGGAACUGAGCGGGGAGCAAUGCUUGUCAUACAUAGUAGCCCGACUGAUGUCCAGAAGCUCAUUACUUACCUGUCUGGUCUUGAAAAGACUGCUAGAUUAGAGGUCGCUUGCUAUAACUCGCCUACUUCGGUAGUUAUAGCAGGAGCUUCAGCAACCGUGGACUUGGCUGAGCGUGUUCUAUCUACUCACAAAGAAUUUUCUGGGGUUAAAUACCGACGUCUAUCAACAACUCAUGCAUUUCAUUCGCAUCUUGUUGAGCCGAUCAUGCCGGAUUUGAAUGAUCUUUGUCGCAGCAUGACGUGGAGCAAACCCAGCAUUCGAUUGGAGGCCUGUACUCUGGAGGAACAGAAAUCGAUCCAGGACUGGAAUCCUGCCCGACAUGCGAGAGAUCCAGUGUACUUUGUUAAUGCAAUACAACGCCUUGAACAGCAGCUCGGACCUUGCAAUUGGCUUGAGAUUGGCAUAAAUAGUCCAAUCAUACCGAUGGCCAAGAGAGCUAUGCGAGAUGCCAAUGUACACAAAUUCCAUCCAGUCAGUAUCCGGCCAGGUGAAGGGCCGGAGACCGGCAUUGCCACACUUGUUUCUGACCUAUGGCAUUCAGGGCUUUCUGUGUCCCAUUGGCCCUUUAUCCGAGAUUUUCCUGCGGGACUCAAAGAAACAUGGUUGCCUCCUUAUCAUUUCGAGAGGAACCAGUACUGGACUGAGAAUAUCGACCGAGCUAUGGAAUUGCACGAAAAGCUCUUGGCAGCUUCGGCUGUCUUAGACUCCGUAGCUCCUGUGGCUGCACCUCCCAUGAGACUAAUCACUCGAAAAGAAGCAGGCCCCUGUGACUCCCACAGUGUGAACUUUCAUAUCAAUACGACAUGUGAAAGAUUUCAGGAGGUGGUCAAGGGACAUGCUUUCUUAAAGCAACCACUUUGUCCGGCACCCUUGUACUUAGAGGGUGUUACCAAUGCCAUUCAGCUUCUACUCGGGGAUGUGACUACGCAGCACCUAACGUUCGAUGAUUUGCAGUUCCAGGUGCCUCUCGGGUUAGACCAAUCGCGUGAAGUAGAGCUGCAGCUCCAGGAACUUGCUUCCAAGCAAUCCUGGAAGUUCACUGCCAACUUGACUACAUAUGGGCGACUCGUGGAUGGCGCGUUCACUCGACUCCAAGACUGCCAGACAGCUGAGCGGUUCAUGGCGAAGAGAGCGUAUGGAUUGUUUUCUAAAGUGAUGCACUACGCUCCCUUCCUCCAAGGUAUCCAGUCUGUGGUAGUGGAUGGAGACGAAGCGGUAGCCACCGUCAAACUUCCUGAAGGCCAGCCCGGCCGGAUAGAGAGCCCUACUUGGACGCGAUGUGAUGCGGUGCUCCUUGAUUCCCUCAUUUCGGUGACAGGGUUGCUGUUAAAUAGUAGCGAAACCGCUGCUGAUGACCAAGUCCUGAUCGCGGUGGGUAUUGAACGUGUGAUUCUGACAACUGUCUGUCUAGCAAACUUCGAGGGGGAGUGGUUCGUCUACACUAAUAUCAUGCCGGCUGGUAACAAUCAGUUCAUUGGGGAUGUCUUCGUACGCUCCCCCGAAAGACAGAUGGUAGCGAUGAUGUCAGGAGUUCGAUUUAAUCAGCUGGACAAGGUGAAGUUGGGCAAAUUCCUUGGAGCAGCUAAUAACGCCGGCGUUUCUCGGCCACAGCAGCCAGCAUCGCGCCCUGAUCGCUUGCCGGCUCAAAAAGUCCCUGAUGCUGCUGCCAUGUCUACCGGUGAAAUGCCAAUCAUUAGUGACACGGAAUCGAGUCCUAUGACGGCUACAACAGCCGUGACAACUCCGCCAGGAGUCAAGUACAGGAACCCCGAAAUUGUGAUUAAGGAGCUCAUCUCGAAUUAUACUGGUUUGGACCCGGACGACAUCACUGCGGAUGCUGUUCUCAUAGACCUUGCAUUUGACUCGAGCAUCAGUACCGUAGGCCUGGGGCAAACGUCUGUGGAGAACCUUACUGAAAUGGUGAGGCAAAAGUCUCCUGGGGACUCUCGAGACACAAAUGGUAGUGAUGAAGUUAUACAUCACAAUGAGCCGGUAUCGCCUAUUGAUUCUGGUAUUCCACCAGCUCUCUUACAAACCAAGCUCAACGGGGUGGUUGAACAUGAAGGUGACAAGACCGCGACCACAUCGGACCCAGUACAAGCGCUGCUUGAAGUCGACAGCCGAUUUCAAGAUGCGGCACAUAGGAAUGGGUAUGUCGCCUACGAAACGAAUGUUUUACCUUUGCAAAAUCUUUUGGUGCAGGCCUAUAUACUGGAAGCCUUCGAGGCUUUGGGGGUUCCUGUCCUGUCUUUGCCCUCAGGAACGGUUAUUGCCCCGAUCAAGCAUAUACCUAGGCACAGCAAACUCGUUGCUCGACUUUGGGAGAUUCUUCAGACCCAUGGGGUCGUUUUCAUACAGGCGAGCAUAAUCGUUCGAGGUCGUGAAACCCCAAAAUUUGGUUCUGCUGCAGAGGUUUAUGAGAACUUAGUCUCCAGCUUUCCAGCCUAUUUGCCGGAAGCAAAGUUGAUGAAACUGACCGGAGAAAACCUGGCACCAGUUCUCAAGGGUGAACAAGAUCCUCAAUCACUGAUGUUUGGAAGUUCAGCCUCAUCCAAAAUUAUGGAAGACUAUUAUUCCAACUCACCAAUGGUAUCCACAUCUACAGAUCAGCUCGUGACUCUAGUCAUGACUUUGCUUCACGGACAUGAUGUACAUCGUAAGAGCGAUAAGCGGGUCCCUCGCAUUCUGGAAGUUGGUGCAGGCACCGGGGGCACAACUCUGCGACUGGCGCAGGCUAUCGAGGCGGCAAGCAUCCCGUGCCAAUACACCUUUACCGAUGUAUCUGCACCGCUUGUUUCCAAAGCGAAAGAUAAAUUCGUUGAUUUCUCCUGGAUCGACUACGACACAAUUGAUCUAGAAGAGGAGACGAGAGCUGAACACCGCAGCCGCUACGACAUAGUCAUCGGAACGAACUUUUUGUUAGAAGGAACUCAACCGCUGGCCUGGUUUGACAUGACUUUUGGCUUGCUUGAUGAAUGCGCGAGGACAGAAUCAUUGAGUCCGGGUCCACUUCCAGAGUGCCAUGCUCCAUCGGACAGCGGGUUUUAUCGACUUGAAACGAUGGUGUAUAAGGAAGUGAGUGGUGUGGAGAUUGAGGCGGAUAUUUAUGUCCCCCGCGUGAGCCAAUCCUCUCCUCUCGCCAUCGCUCUAAUGAUUCACGGCGGAGGCUUCAUGAUGCUGUCUCGGAAAGACAUCCGUCCCGCACAAACGAAAUACCUCGUCUCCGCAGGGUUUCUGCCCGUCAGUAUCGACUACCGACUCUGCCCUGAAGUAAACCUCAUUGACGGGCCGAUGGCCGAUGUCAGGGACGCCUACUACUGGGCGCGAACGCAGCUUCCCUCCAUAAUGCGUCAGCAUGGGAUUACGGUGGAUGGCUCCCGAGUCGCCGCGGUAGGAUGGUCUACCGGUGGCCAUCUGGCUAUGUCGCUAGGAUGGACGACUCGAGAUCCAGACAUGCCAGCACCAGCGGCUAUUCUUAGUUUCUAUGCGCCUGUUGGCUUUCAGUCAAAUGAACUUGACUCGCAUGCCAGAAAAUCAGCCCCGCAGCCGCUGCAAGACCGAGAGUCGAUCCUGCAGAAGUUGGGAAAAACUCCGAUAACCAACUAUCGAAUUGCAAACCAUUCGGAGGGCAAUGGGUUCUUCGGCCUUCAACCCGGCGACCCCAGGUCUGAUCUUGUGCUCUCAGUAUCGAAGAAUGGCACUGCCCUCCCAUUGUUACUCAACGCCCAGACCGGCAGCGCUGAUUACCUUGCGAUGCCGUCCGCUUCCCGCCUUGCAGCGAUCAGCCCACUGGCACAAGUCCGGGAGGGCAACUACCGGGCACCGACGUUUGUCAUCCACAGCCGACAGGAUCAGGUCGUUCCGUUUGAUUCGGCAGAGCGAUUUAUCGCUGAAUUGAAGGCGCAGGGAGUACCGGGGACGCGGGAGUGGGAAGAACAGGUUGCCCCUGGGUAUCGGUUCUUGCAAGACGCCAUAAUGGGUCUUUCCAAAGAGCACAGGCAGGAGCAGUAGCCAAGCCAUCAAGGAUAGUAGUAGUCACAAUGCUCAGGCAACUACAAGUCGCGAUAGAGCCCUAUUCGCCAGCACAAUCAAGAAUGCAACGAAGUAAGCAG
Molecule: messenger RNA, 7283 nt
Organism: Aspergillus piperis CBS 112811
Lineage: Eukaryota; Fungi; Ascomycota; Eurotiomycetes; Eurotiales; Aspergillaceae
Product: ketoacyl-synt-domain-containing protein
Exons: 10
Coding region: 1-7182 (2393 amino acids)
Biological process (GO): fatty acid biosynthetic process; secondary metabolite biosynthetic process
Molecular function (GO): fatty acid synthase activity; 3-oxoacyl-[acyl-carrier-protein] synthase activity
Source: RefSeq, a predicted model, not a curated record